Petromyzon marinus (sea lamprey) is the source of this 3609-nucleotide messenger RNA. Lineage: Eukaryota; Metazoa; Chordata; Hyperoartia; Petromyzontiformes; Petromyzontidae. The record is from RefSeq and is a predicted model, not a curated record.
AGCGCAACCAGCGCCGAUAACCCCACACGCGCACACGGGCGCUAGCGCCGCACGCUUCGAUCAGCGAACGCCACCGGUUAAAUAUUCUACGACGAAUUCGGCGAUAAUUGAGAUACGGGUGCGUGCGAUUAUAUCAUUUGUACGGGACGGAGGCUAAACGCAGUUCUGCGCUGGCGCGUAAGAGACGGCGAGACGGAUGAGAGAACCUCGCCUAAGAAUCGGCAUUCUCUCAAUUCGUGGCCUCCGACAACGCCGUAACGGUUCGAGUGCAGUCAAGGGAUCGUCCGCAUCUCGCGAGGGUCGAGUUUGAGUGAAGCCAUCAUCAUAAUCAUCACCAUCAGCGUCAUAAUCAUCACCAUCAUCAUCGUAAAGGGCAGCUUCUGACGUCGAUCUCUACACGCGGGCAUUUAAACGUGGACCGCUGCUCACAGACACGUGACUAAACUUAAUCUCUUACCUUUAUCGGUUUGUCUUCUAAGCUAAAAGAACCAGAUAUUAUUUGAAGCCAGGUAUUGUUUGACACAGACACACGUAUAGAAAAUACGUGCAACAAAACUGGGCUUGGGAUAAUCAGGGAUAUAUGUGUGUGUGUGUACUGUGUGGCUGGAUAACUGCGGGGAGAGACACUCGAGAGAAUUUGCGUUAAAUCUGAGCACGGUUAUUAUUUAAGCCGAGAGCUUUCGCGCGUGGCGUACACACACACACACACACGCCGCUACACAACACUGCCACGCAGACAAAGACACCGACAACACAGCCUCGACACACCGCGACCGACACGCUAUCUAGUGAGACAGGAGAGAGAGAGACAGAGAGAGACGGCUAAGAGAGGGAGAGAUUGAGAGAGGGAGGGAGGUGGAGAGAGAGAGAGACGGACAGAGAAGGAACCUCCAUCGCCACCACAAGCCUCGCGGCGCGCUUCUCGUUCACACGUACCGCGCACAGCGCACACGAGCACAGUCUAUCGUAGCGAGGUAGGAGGGGAGAGUGCGAGAGAGAGGGGGGAGCUGAGAGAGCUGAGAGAGAGGAGAGAGAGGGAGGGAGGGUAGGAGAAAGGCACCAACAGCGACAGCAGCAGCAGCAGCAGCUCGCGCGCGUGCGCAUCCCCAUUCACUCCGCUCGCACCGCGCCACGCACAACACCCCGACAAUGAACUUCUUCCGUCUCUUCGAGAGGAAGAAAAUGAGCUGCCCGGUGGCGACGCCUGCCAAGGGCAAAGCGACGGCCAAGGGAGGAGCCCCCAAGGCCCCCGAGCCGCGGAACAAGGAGCCGGUCAAGGAGACGGCGCUUUCGCUCCCGACGCCUCCUCCACCACCGCCGCGCAGGCUGAGCGAGGACGAGCGACGUAUCGUGUGCGAGUCGUGGAGAGCCUUGCAAGACGACAUCACUCGGGUCGGGGUCAUCCUGUUCGUAAGGCUGUUCGAGACGCACCCCGAGUGCAAGGAUUCCUUCUUCCAGUUCCGCGACAUCGAGGAUGUGCAGCGGCUUCGGCUGAGCAAACAGCUGCGCUCCCACGGGCUCAGAGUGAUGUCCCUCAUCGAGAAGACCGUGGCCAGGUUGGAUCAAGACGCCGUUCUGGAGCAGCUGAUAUUCGAGCUGGGCCGCAAGCACUACAAGUACAACGCUCCUCCCAAGUACUACGAGUUCGUGGGGGCUGAGUUCAUAUCGGCCGUGAAACCUGUGCUGGGAGAUCGGUGGACUCAGGACGUGGAUGACGCAUGGCAGGCCCUCUUCAAGUACAUCACGACGAACAUGGAGCGCGGCUUCAGGGAGGAGGAGUCCGGCUUCGUGCUGGGCAAGGUCGCCGGCGGUGACAGCGUCGGCGACAAGCACGGCAGCGCCGUGGACGAGGCGGCCCACGCAGCGGCCAAGAUCAACGCCGACGCCGACGCUCAAGAUACGGCGAACUGAGCCGAGGCCCCCCCGCAAAAACCACCAACACCCCCCCCCCCCACCACCACCACCCCACCAUACCCCACCACCACCACCAUCCUCCCGACCACCCCCACACCCCCCACCACCACCCCAACGCCAACCCUGACACCGCGCCGGUAUUCGGUCCCACGCAGUUUUACGAGUGCCGGUAACGACUUAGGGCUUGAAUAUCUGACCGAACUUUGUUGUUCUUUGUCGUCGUCGUCGUCGCCUUUAACCGUGUCUCUGCCGUGUGACCGGAGCGAGUCGGCACGCGACGAGUGGCCGCGGCCACAGCAGAAGGUUUACUGGACGCGGUGUCCCGGCGGGCAUAACUGUUGUUCGUGUCGCUGACCCUUGCUGGCAUGAAGGACGGGGAUGUGUGGCCGUGGGGGUGGGGGGCCCGCGUAUUCAGGGAUUGCGGAUUGAGUGGACCCGGAGGGGUUGGCAUUGUUGGACCUCGAGGGGGGCAGGGAGGGAGAAGUACAGAGCGUGGGGGGGGGGGGGAGGAGGGGGGGAAAUCGUCGAUAAGUUGUUCGAGCAAAACAAUAAAAACACAGCCCAGCACCUCGCGCACGCAACCUGACCGGGACAACAUCGUCAGGGGCUGCAGCCAUAGCGUCGUGGUCCUACUGUUGACCCUUUUUUUUAACAUCGGCAACCAUCAUGCAAAUUGUGGGCACGUGCGCACCUACGAGGGUGAGUCGGAAAAUGUUUCCCCUGACCCCGCGACACAAUGUCGUUGGCACAGGGCCCUGGUACAACGGAUUGAUGAGGCCCUCCUCGCUGUCAAAUGACCCCUCCUUCUUCUUAGCCCGGUACCUGGGCACCCUCCAGCCAUCCCAUUCGCCGUGUUGCAGUUACACAGCCUGCACACCCGAUAUUCUGUGCCACGAUCAUCGGCAUAAAACAGUGGCGCUGUGCCAGUGAAACUCGGCACAGAUGUUGCACGGGAGCCCUGUUCUAUGUCAACCCUCGCUCAAUGGGAGGUCGCUCCUGCUCCUCUGCUGCCCCCAAAGUCUGGACUUCCUGCUCCCACUCCCUAUCAUCCGUGUUGCGGACUCCCUGCCACUGUUCCACUCCCAAGGCUCAAGACAUUCCUUUUUACCUCUGCCUAUGAUUCACUUCCUCACUCUACUAAAGAAAGAUGACGACUGUUUCUGUAGAUUGUCCUGAGAUUCGGUCAUGUUUAGAUGAUAUAAUUGUCCACGUUGUGAUAUAUGUAGGUUCUAGGCCGUGCCAUCCAUUUUUCCCCCAGAAAUGGGAGAGUUUCCUGAUGACAUUUGAGUCAAAUAGUAGCCAUGUGCCUGGCUCUUUGGCCAGGUUGUGGCCCAGUAAUAGAGCCCAACUGCACACCAAUUAUUGCAACUCCUGUAAGAGAUAGUCUCGGAUAGAUAUACACUUUGAAAUGCCCCCGUCCCCAACCACCCAAAUACUUAAUGAAAAACUAUGUGCCACAUGUUUACCAAGUUUCACUGUCACUCAAUGAAUGAUCGGAGGAGGGGGGGUUCGAAACAUUUGACCUCCUCGUAACUCCACUUUAGAUGAUCGUCAAAACCAGGGACGGAGCACCCGGCAAGUCGGAUAUUCUUCCAGUUCUUGUUGUAAUCGGGCACCCCUGUACAGAAUAACACACCUGGGGAGUACAGCUGGCUUUAAUGAGCACAGCCAAAUGUAGCCAGCACAUGGCUGGCA